AUGAGCAUGGGCAGCUGCCGUGUGUAUACCCUCUUUCUCUCUCUGCUUUGUAGGAAAAAUCCCACGUCUUGCUUCUCCACGGAGCUCACCUUCAACAACUGUAUGUGUAACUCCUCAGUCAAUUCCUCCUCUGCCAUUGGUCCCACUUCCUGUUCUCCUACUCCUCCCUCUACCUGCACUACUACAAUGGCGCCUAACGGUCAUUGGGUGUUGCCAUGGCAACCGGGUCAACGAACUCCACAAGGUCUCAACAAUGAGGAGGACUUCUUCAACUCCAGCUCCUUCUUUGCCAAUGUCGAUAGUACAACAACCACUAUUGUGAAUAACCGCGGAGGAUUUUUUCCCCCACCACCUGUACCAACGGCACCACCACCGCCACCGUCCACCCGAUUGACGGCCAAUCCCUUUGAAGGUGCGCCAUUUCCGCGACAAGUCUCUGGCAAGACACAGAGCGGUGUGGAAGUACCUCCAUCAACUACUUGUCUCCCCGGGGGCAAUGGAUCCUCCUCUACCUCCACCACAGCUGCUGGCAAUCGACUAACCUCUACCAACUCCGUGCGAGCGGCGGUCUUCCCUCAACGCGAUGGAACAAUUUCACAGUUGAAUAGACGCUCCUCUGCUACAGAAUGCGUGAACAAACCCGUUCGCCCUUCUUCCGACACCAAUGUCAUCUCCCUCACUGACAACCCUGGUGCCCCCAUGCUGAAGACGGAUAGCACUCUCUCAUUGGAUACGGAUGGGCGCACGAGGGCUUGUUGCUUCUGCUGGUGCUGUUGCUGCUCCUGCUCGUGCGUGCGUGUAAGGCCUCCUCUUGAGACAAGCAAACGCUCAACGCACAGUCUGGACGACCCACAUCGAACAGAGACCCAACUUCUGGAGCUACGAACCACGUAUGAAGACAUCCUUUCGUGGUCAGAGUCGUUUGACACCCUCAUGAAGUGCUUCACUUCGCCAGACGGUACAGUGGCUCAGAAGGCGUUUCGAGAGUUUCUGCGAUCAGAGUACAGUGAAGAAAAUAUCCUCUUUUGGUUGGCCUGUGAAGAGCUCAAGCAGGAGACCAAACCCGAGGCGGUGGAGGAAAAGGCACGACUCAUCUACGAAGACUACAUCUCCAUUCUCUCACCGAAAGAGGUGAGUCUGGAUUCGCGAGUUCGUGAAAUGAUCAACACGAACAUGACCCAGCCCACACCGCACACCUUUGACGAAGCCCAAUUGCAGAUCUACACCCUGAUGCAGCGAGACUCCUAUCCUCGAUUUCUCAACUCGAGGAUAUACAAGGACCUGCUUGCCAUGACAAAAGGCGACAGCUCCUAG
Molecule: messenger RNA, 1314 nt
Organism: Hydatigera taeniaeformis
Lineage: Eukaryota; Metazoa; Platyhelminthes; Cestoda; Cyclophyllidea; Taeniidae
Source: the annotation of a GenBank genome assembly